CUUGCUGCGUGACGUAAAGACGUAACGUUCGUAAGCGUUCAUACUGGUAGCUGCUUGCUAGCCGGCGUGUCGUUUGUUGAUCUUCGGCGUUGUUUUCGGCCAUUUCGUUGAGAAGUCUUCACCCUGACUACAUCAUGAGUACUUUGUGGAUGGGGAACCUGGAUGCCUACAUGGAUGAGAAGUUCAUCACCAGAGCCUUUUCCACCAUGGGAGAGCAGGUGGUCAGUGUGCGGAUCAUCCGGAAUAAGAUGACAGGUGGGGCUCUGGGUUACUGUUUUGUGGAGAUGACCGAUGAGGCCACAGCUGAGAGGUGUCUACGAAAAGUCAAUGGAAAAUCUUUACCUGGAGCCAAUCCGCCAACAAGAUUCAAGUUAAACCGAGCUACCUUUGGGAAACAAGACACUGGUCAGAUGUAUUCUCUGUUUGUGGGAGAUCUGACUCCAGAGGUGGAUGAUGGGAUGCUCUAUGAGUUCUUCUACAACCGUUACCCAUCUUGUCGUGGUGGAAAAGUGGUACUCGACAGCAUGGGCAACUCUAAGGGCUGUGGCUUCGUUCAGUUCCCGGACGAGCGUCUCCAGAAGCGGGCAUUGGAGGAGUGUCAGGGGGCGGUAGGACUGGGAACUAAACCUCUCAGGUUGAGUCUGGCUGCUAACAAUUUAAGGAACAAGCAGCAACAGCAGGUGGAUCAGAAACAGUCCUGGCAGUCCGGCUCAGAAUACAGAUACGGCUAUGACCAGUAUAGCCAGUACAGCCAGUACCAGCAGUAUCCAGGCUAUUACCCGUCCUGGGGCUACGACCAGACUGGAGGAAUGUAUGGCUACAACUACCAGCAGUACGACUACACACAGUAUCCACAAGCACAGGAGAGUGAAGCGGUUCAGGAGGAUGAAGGACUUGAAGAUCCCAUCCUGGAGCUGGACGUGGUGGAGGCCAACAGGACGUUCAUGGAGCUCAGCGAGGAGCUGUACGACGCUCUCCUCGACUGUCACUGGCAGCCGCCAGAGUUUUCUGCAGAACAAGAGUAUCUGACCUCCAUCCUUCCUGAGCCCAUCUCCUGCUGAGAUGCCACCGCUUUUUAUUCAUGGAAAUGAGUUCUUCUAUAAAGUGGCUCAGAAUUACGAUCAUUAAACAAAAACAGAUAUGAACUGGAGGAGAGAAGCUGGACAUGACCCGACAUGAGUCUGGUACCAUUAACACAGAACUGUAGGCUUCGGUUCACAAAGGUCCGAGUAUUGAUGAUCUGAUCGGGACCUGUUUGGAGGACUGGUCAGGUGACUGGUGAUGAGUUCAGGUACCCCUCAGACAGCCGGACCAGCUGAAGAUGUGAUGAUUAAACAAAGACACCAUGUGUGUUUACGUUCCUCAGACUGAUGAUGGAAAUGAAAAAAGGCUUUACCUUGGAAAACCGUCAUUCCCUGACAUGUGCACACGCUUCUCCAUCCUGCUCGUCUCCUCACACACACACACACACACACACACAUGCAGACAGGUGUGUGUGUGUGUGACUUGAUGAAGAUAAGAUGAUGCCUUCGGGUGAUGCUCAGUUGUUUCCUCUGAGCUGACGGCUCAGUUCUUUCUGCUGUUUUUCACCUGAAAACCAAAUAAAACUUUUUCCCCUG
Molecule: messenger RNA, 1619 nt
Organism: Melanotaenia boesemani (Boeseman's rainbowfish)
Lineage: Eukaryota; Metazoa; Chordata; Actinopteri; Atheriniformes; Melanotaeniidae
Product: tRNA selenocysteine 1-associated protein 1-like
Exons: 9
Coding region: 135-1061 (308 amino acids)
Biological process (GO): selenocysteine incorporation
Cellular component (GO): nucleus
Molecular function (GO): tRNA binding
Source: RefSeq, a predicted model, not a curated record